Lacerta agilis (Sand lizard) is the source of this 2815-nucleotide messenger RNA. RefSeq names its product protein kinase X-linked (gene PRKX). The record is from RefSeq and is a predicted model, not a curated record. Bases 248 to 1345 code for a protein of 365 amino acids. Gene Ontology annotation, biological process: protein phosphorylation. NCBI's taxonomy places the organism in Eukaryota, Metazoa, Chordata, Lepidosauria, Squamata, Lacertidae. Gene Ontology annotation, molecular function: ATP binding; protein serine/threonine kinase activity. The transcript is spliced from 9 exons.
CACACACACACACACCACACACACACACACACGCAACCAGGCAAGCCAAGAAGCUGCGCCCGGGCGCGAUGCAGGGCGCCAGCCGCCGCUUUGCAGCUGCCGAGAGGCUCCUCCGACACCCAGGCCGGGCUCGGGGCAGUGGCAGCUGCUGAAGAGGGAAGGAGGCCGGGCCGGCGCCGGCGCCCCAAACUUCGCCCUUUUGCCUUGACAGGGCGCGCCUUUUCUUCCUCCCUCCCCUCGCCGCCCCAUGGAGACGCUGAGCGCCGUGAGGGCGAAAGUAGGGACCAGGAGCCCCGGCGGCUGCGAAGCGGGCGGCACCGGCGAGCCCCAGCCCGCGCCGUCCUCGAGUCCUGCCGGCCGAGGCUCUCCGGCGCACACGGCGCCGGACUCGCCCGCUUAUCGACUGGAGGAUCUGGAGACCUUAGCCACUGUCGGGACAGGUACUUUUGGGCGGGUUCAUCUGGUGAAAGAGAAAUCGGCCAAAUGCUACUUUGCAUUGAAAGUAAUGAGCAUUCCAGAUGUCAUUCGACUAAAACAAGAACAGCAUGUGCACAAUGAAAAAGCGGUCUUGAAAGAAGUGAAUCAUCCAUUUCUGAUCAGAUUAUUUUGGACUUACCAUGAUGAACGCUUUCUCUAUAUGCUGAUGGAAUAUGUACCUGGGGGUGAACUUUUUAGUUAUCUGCGCAACAUGGGACGCUUUAAUAACAGCACUGGACUGUUUUAUUCUGCAGAGAUUAUUUGUGCAAUAGAAUAUCUUCAUUCAAAAGAAAUUGUUUACAGAGACUUAAAGCCUGAAAAUAUUUUACUAGACAAAGAGGGGCAUAUAAAACUCACCGAUUUUGGAUUUGCUAAAAAGCUGGUUGAUAGGACAUGGACGCUCUGUGGGACCCCGGAAUAUCUUGCCCCAGAAGUCAUACAGAGUAAAGGUCACGGAAGAGCAGUAGAUUGGUGGGCCCUUGGCAUUCUGAUAUUUGAGAUGCUGUCUGGGUUUCCUCCAUUCUUUGAUGACAACCCUUUUGGAAUAUAUCAGAAGAUUCUUGCUGGUAAAAUAGAUUUCCCCAGGCAUCUGGAUUUAUAUGUAAAGGAUCUUAUUAAAAAACUUCUUGUGGUUGACCGAACAAGACGGCUCGGAAACAUGAAGAAUGGAGCUGAUGAUGUGAAGAGGCACAGAUGGUUCAGGUCUGUAGACUGGGAUGCUGUACCACAGAGAAAAUUAAAGCCUCCUAUAGUCCCGAAGGUAUCAAAUGAUGGUGAUACAUCCAACUUUGAAGCUUAUCCUGAAGAUGACUGGAACAAAAUGCCUCCUGUACCUCCUAAAGAUUUAGAAAUUUUCAAGAACUUCUAAAUGUGAGACACAAAAUGUCAUUAAGAAACUGGAAGAUUAUUAAUGUGCUAGUUGGGAACCGGCAAAGAAGAACUUGAAAAAAGUUAUGAAGAAUUUCUUUGAAAUGAGUGAAAGAAUGUUACUUUGUUAUUCAUAAAGAUAUAAUGUUAAAAGUUGGGAAAGGAUCAAUAAGUUUAGUUGUAUAGAUUUGGCAUUAGUUCAGUAAACUAAAAUACUGAAGCGCCUACCCUGAGGUGUAGACUUUGAAACUGUUAUAGUUUUUUGGGUUGUUUUUUUUUAAAAAAGAAACAGUUAUUUUUAGUUUUGUUUCUUGCUAUGCCCAAAUAUUUCUGCAUAGUUAUCUCAUUGACUAACUUUAUAAGUUUAUACUAAGAUUGUCAUUUAAAGCACAGAUUAGAAUAUGUGUAUAUAAAGAAAUCAAUACAGAAAAAGGCACAGAAACUGUGCUGAAAUGUAAAUUUUUGUACUUUACAGAGUCUAUGGUUUUUAUUCUUAAAUGUUUUUUCAAGAUGCCCCCUAGAAAAAGAAAAUCUUAAAAUGAUCAAUAGGUUUUUCAGCAUCUUCUAUACGUUUUAUAAUUCUUUGUAAAAAGAAAUAUACAAGUAAAUUUUGAGAAAAUUGUAACAUUUCCAGUGCUCCACACCUGCAGCCCUACUAUUUGAAAGCUGAAAGAUAAAGGGCCUGUAUGUUUUGUUUAGAUUGCAUAAUGUUUUCUUUAUGAAGUUGAGUUGAAAUUAUGUCCAUGCAAAUCAUGGUUCUUGAUUACUGCAGACUAUGUAAAGUGUUUUUCAUUAACUAUAUGAAAUCAUGGCAAGAUCGUACCUGUUGGUAAGGUGUGUUCUCUGAGUUUAGGUUUAGAAUCGUUGCACUUACAGGGACCUGAAGAUCAUCUAAAUAAAUCUUCUGCCGUAUGCACUGUUUCAUACAUGAAUUACCAUCACUGAAUAACUGCAACCUAAGGUGAUGGCUUGGUGCAUGAAACAUUCACCACAGAUCAACUGCUACAAUCAGAUUUCACAUUACAUAAGUAUCACUUCAGGAAACAAGGCUAUUCACAUGGUCAUCAUCAUGAAAAUUAAUGAACAUCCUUGAGUGUAAAUUAAAAUUCUUCAGAUUCUGAAGUAGAAUCUUCACAAUGUCAUUGCCAUUUAUACUGCUGAAAUAAACCAGAAUAUGUAGAAUUAGGAUUACAUAUUUACAAGAUCCCAAGGUUGAGCUCAACAGGCAAGGAGAACCUGUGGCCUUGUAGAUAUGGUUGAGCUACAAGUCCCAUCCCUUUGAUCAUUGGCCAUAUCAGCUGGGACUGACUAGAGUUGGAAAUCCAACAUAUGUAGAGUUAUGAUGUGUGGAAGUUCUUUGAGCUGUUCAAACCUAGUACCACUACUAGGAUUUAAGCCUACUGAUUUCUGGCAAGCUUAUCUUUGAACUGGCAUGUAUGUUUAAAAAUAAAAUUUCAGCAGUUGUGCAUUC